Messenger RNA from Dibothriocephalus latus, 237 nucleotides. Lineage: Eukaryota; Metazoa; Platyhelminthes; Cestoda; Diphyllobothriidea; Diphyllobothriidae. The record is from the annotation of a GenBank genome assembly.
AUGAUCACUUUGACCUCAAACAAGAAGUCUGACUUGCAAGGCGUGUCCGACAGCCAUGCGCUUACCCGGAGCCGGCUACUGAGGGAAAACGGAAACUUUAUUACGCCUAAUGGUUUUAAAAUGAGAAAACACUUUUUCAACGAUAAAGAAGUAGGAUAUUUCAAAGUCCAAAAGCGCGAGAACGCAAUAAAAAACCCAAUUUCUGGUAUGUCAGUGGCCUUCCUUUAUGCCUUUUAA